This is a messenger RNA of Aureobasidium namibiae CBS 147.97, 990 nucleotides long. RefSeq lists its product as uncharacterized. NCBI's taxonomy places the organism in Eukaryota, Fungi, Ascomycota, Dothideomycetes, Dothideales, Saccotheciaceae. Gene Ontology annotation, molecular function: NAD binding; hydroxypyruvate reductase [NAD(P)H] activity; glyoxylate reductase (NADPH) activity. Gene Ontology annotation, cellular component: cytosol. The transcript is spliced from 2 exons. The coding region runs from base 1 to 990 and encodes 329 amino acids. The record is from RefSeq and is a predicted model, not a curated record.
AUGGCACGCUCCGCUCUCUUAAUCGGAAACAUCACACAUGCUCGCAACGAGUGGGACGAGCUCAGCUCUCUGCUUGAGUUGAAGGAGUACAAGACUGGCUCAAGAGAUGAAUUCCUCUCCAAGCUAAAGUCUGGCGACUUCAACGACACCUUCGUUGUGUACCGCAGCAACGAAUCGACGGGCGUGACAGGUCCCUUUGACAAAGAGUUGGUUGAUCUGCUCCCCUCGAGCGUCAAAUACAUCACACACAACGGCGCUGGAUAUGACAAUAUCGACGUCAAGGCCUGCACUGCACGCGGCAUCCAGAUCUCGAGCACUCCCAUCGCUGUCAACGAUGCCACGGCUGACAUUGCCAUCUUCCUCAUGUUGGGAGCCUUGAGACGCAUCACUGUGCCUUUCAAUGCUGUUCGCAAAGGCGAAUGGCGUGGCAAGGCAUUUGGCCUCGGUCAUGACCCCAAGAACAAGGUCUUGGGUAUUCUCGGUAUGGGAGGCAUUGGAAAGGCUGUAGCCGAGAGAGCUGCUGCCUUUGGCAUGAAGAUCCAAUACCACAACCGCAACCCACUUCCCGCCGACAAGGCCGGAAACGCCAAAUACGUCUCGUUUGACGAUUUGAUCAAGACAUCAGAUGUUUUGAGUCUCAACCUCGCUCUCAACCCUUCCACGAAACACAUCAUAUCUACUGCACAAUUCGACAUGAUGAAGGACGGCGUUGUCAUUGUCAACACAGCCAGAGGACCCAUCAUCGACGAAGCCGCACUCGUCAAGGCCAUCCAGAGCGAAAAGGUCUUCUCGGCAGGUCUCGACGUCUUUGAGGAGGAACCCAAAAUCCACCCCGAGCUCAUCAGCGACGAUCGCGUCGUCCUGUUGCCUCACAUCGGUACUGCAACAUGGGAGACGCAAAAGGAUAUGGAGUUGUUGGUGCUGGAGAACUUGAGAUCGGCCGUUGAGAAGGGAGAGCUGGUGACUUUGAUACCCGAGCAGUCCAAGUGA